AUGAGCUCACCUGUUUCAAGUAAUAAUUUCAAUUCGAAAAAUGAUACUUUUGGUGAUGAUAACGCAUUUCAAAAAAGUAUUGCAAAUUUAUAUCACAUCCGAAGAAAGCUUGCAACACUAAUGGGUGAAAAACAAAAGUGGUUGAAUUGUCAACGAAAGGCAAGCUUGUUGGUGCAACCUUGUAAAACGGAUGAACUCGGGGUGAUGUCAAAAUUUGCAUCAUUGCUAAGUGCCGUAUCAACAGCGCAAUUACCUAAUGAGCAAUAUCAGGCCCAAUUAGCGCUUAUCGAACAGAUCAUCCAAGAAUCCAUUAUAAUCGAAUGGCCAAAAACACAUUAUGAAAAAUGUCCCGAUGGUGAUAAUAGCCUAAUUGGCGUGGAAUUAGAUUUUGCUCCACUGAUACAUCGCGCUCGAAAUGUUGUCAAAUGUCGUACAUCACAUCCAACGAUGAGAGUACGAGUUUGUGCAAUAGCUGAGCCUAAUUUGGAUAAGUCGAAUCCACGUGUUGUAGAAGCAUUUUUUCGUGCCACACUCGUCAAAUUAUCUAGUGAUUCAAGCGAAAGGCAAACAGCUGGUCGUUUAAUUUUAACUCAACGUGAAGGUAUAUCAGGGACCAAAUAUCACGAUCAACAUGGUGUAGUAGUGAAUAUGAAUGGAAAAUUGUUAAUAAGCCAAGCAUCACCUGAAUUCACUGCCAGUAUUUUAUCAAAGCAAUAUGGUGAAAAUGUGAAAAAAACUGAUUUCAAGUAUGAACACGGAACACUAUGCGCGAUAUUUCCGGAGCUGGGUGUUACGUUAAAUUCGAUGAUUGAUCGACGUCAAUUAUCGACACGUUAUGCAAUUCAAAUGGAUGUUGCGUUAAACAUUGGAAAUAAAUUAAUCGUAAAACACGUUGUUCUAUCACAUGAAUUCCUCAUUGCGAUAACUAAUGAUCAAACCGAAUCGUUGUUAAAUUUUAUCUAUUGGCCACGAUUGCUAGAUCAAGAGCAAUUUCAUGAUCAUCCAAGUGAUAACGAAGAUAUCACACAGAAUAGUAAUAAGCAAAAAGUACCAUGGGGUAUUUUGAAGAAAGCAUUGAAAUAUUUCGUAAAAGCGCAAUUGAGCUCAGCACGUGCACUUGAUAUCGAUGAAUUACUACAUGUUCAAUGCAUGUUAUUUUAUCCAAGGAUCCGGAAAGCUAAUGAACAGGAAUAUGAACAAUUGGAGAAAUAUUUUUUUGGUAAUAUUAAGAAUAGCAGUAAUAAAGGAAAUAAUCGUAUAAUUGAACUUAAGCAACGAUUAUUAACCGAAAUGGUAAUGGAUAAUGUAUUAGUUACUAAAAAUGAACUUAUGAUGAAUAAAUGUAUAAGUCUUGCGGAUGGUAAUACCGUAUUACAGCAUAAUCUUUGGCAAUGGUUAUAUCGUGCAACGGAAAUAAUAAUUGAUGUUGGUCACAAAUUUUGUCCAGCAAUAUUUAAUAUUGAUAAAAAAUCUGCUAAAACAAAGAAGCCAACAGUUUCUGUGAAUGAAUAUCAAUCAAUGUUAAAUUUAUAUAAUAACAGAAUUCUAACUUUUACAAGCGCACAAAAUGUUGCAAAAGUUUUCAAAGCAACUGAGGAAAAUGACAGAAAAUGUGGUACUUUAACAAAAGCCAUAUAUUUGAGAUUUUGCGACGAAAAUGCUGGCUAUAUUUCAUUUGCUUUUACAAAUUUCAACAAGUAA
Cercopithifilaria johnstoni is the source of this 1701-nucleotide messenger RNA. Lineage: Eukaryota; Metazoa; Nematoda; Chromadorea; Rhabditida; Onchocercidae. The record is from the annotation of a GenBank genome assembly.